This is a messenger RNA of Pelagomonas calceolata, 1204 nucleotides long. The record is from the annotation of a GenBank genome assembly. NCBI's taxonomy places the organism in Eukaryota, Pelagophyceae, Pelagomonadales, Pelagomonadaceae.
GGCAUUUCUCAACUUCGAGAGAUUGGCACACUGAGGCGCUGUACGCGGCGCGCACGACGCCCGAGCCACACGCCGUCGAACGCACGCCAUCGAGCCGUACCGGUGCCGCCCUGGCUGCUCUGCCACCAUCAACCGUCGCCCGUGCGUGCAAUCAGUCCAUUGAGACUCCCAUCAGGCUGCCCCUAUCAAAUCUCAGGCUCCCACGCCAUCGACGCGACAUUGAUUUGUGACUGUCACCGACAGCGCACCGGCCACACGCGACCAUGGGCGCCGGCGCGAGUCUACCGGCGAACAUGCAGUGGAUCGAGUCGAACCAGGGCUUCAUCGCGGUCAAGGAAGCUCUGGGACUGGCUGGAGAAGAUCAAAAAAACAAGCUGUGCUACCAUGACGGCGACGAAAUGGUCAUCCUCAAGAAGUUCAUGGAGAUGGACAGAAACGGAGACGGGCAACUCGAUCUGAAAGAAUUUAUGAGGAAGAACAAGGAGCAUACGGACCGGAAGCAUCCCCACGACGAAUUUUUGUAUCGGUUCUUCGGGAUCAUCGAGACCAAUGAUGAAAGAGCCGUGGGUAUCGAUCCACUCGUGUUUUUUGUUUGUUUGCACGCGUUUUUGGUGCAGGACGAAGAUUCGCAAGUAUCCUUCUGUUUUCACAUGUUCGAUUCGGAUCAUAAUCGGGUGUUGGAUCAAGUGGAGUUCGCUCAGUUGUGUAGGCUGGCCCAGCCGCAGAUGACUGAUGCUGAAAUCGCGGCGCAGCUGGAUGCGGUGGAUGCGGGGAAUAAAGAUCAAGUACUGGAUCUGGACGAAGUGAUGGGCAAGAAACAUAGGUUAACGUUCCAAAAAUUACUGUGGCCUGUUUUGAGGACCGCGGACGAUCUGCGGGAGAAGCUCGGUGGGGAAGAGUACUGGCAACGGAGACGACACGCUCUCAAAAGAGCGAAGAAGAUGCGCCCCAACUUUGAGAAGGGCGAUUUGGUAGGAUUGUUUCAUGACAACUUGUCCCCCGAAGACAAGCAGCAGAUGGGUCUAGCAGAUGAGGCCUCAGAAUGGACGCGCUACGACGACCCGGCGACGGGCCACGCCUACUGGUGCAACAACAUCACGGGCAUCUCGACCUGGGAAGAACCGGAGCACUACCAGGCGUACCACGGCGGCGCGAACGACGAGGUCGACCACGGGGUGUACGUGUAAUUCGUUGUGUGUCCCGG